CUUCAUCUCAGGAGACACAGAAGAGGUAAUUGUGAGUUUUUCCUCCUGGGAAGUCCUGAGUUACUCUACCAGCGUUACAGCCUGGCCAGCAGUGAUAAUGCUUAUCAGGGUGUUCAUAUGGACACAGUUAUGACCAAAAGGGCCCGUACAGAGUUGAGAGUUUCCACAUGGCGCCAGUUUCCACAAGUUAUUUCUUGUGUCAGUCACGUGACCUGAUUUAUAAACCAGUCGAUCCAGCACAUCCAGUAUCCACAUCUGGAUCACGUCUCCUAUCCUCAGUGCCACCGUUGUUUGGCUUAUGGGAGUUACAUCGGGCUGUUUAUUUUCUUCAGUCGCUAGCUGAGGAGAGUCUCUGCUGCACGUAAAAUAAGAGUGACUGAGAAAGAGAAAAACAUCACAGAGGGAGGGAACUGGUGAGGAAGAGGAAGGAAACAAGCCUAUAUAAAGAAGAGAGUGAGGCAAAAGAAGAUAGGUGUGGUUUGUGAGGACAUUUGGGGAGAACCACAGACGCUGAACUGUGCAGUGACAGAAGCCAUCAGUCUGCAUGAGUGUGUCCAUGCAGGUAAAAAUUCAGUCUUUGUGAACUACCUGCCUGUGUGUGUGUGUGUGUGAGUGUGUGGGACCAUGUCGGGGUCUGAGAAGAGCUUUAGGGUGCGACGGUACUUCACCUUCGCCACAGGACUGGUGGAGUGUCUGUGUUUCGCUGGAGCCGUGUUCGGAUGGGCUUCGCUUGUUUUUGUCCUGAAGACGGAGGGCUACUUCAGUUCUCUGUGCGUCAACACCACAGAAAGCAAUGGAACGCAUUUCGUAGAUUGCAGUGGACAGUAUGAGCAGUUCUCCCUUGUUUUCACCAUCGCCUCCUUUAUGAACAAUUUCCUGACACUGCCUAAUGGCUUCCUCUUUGACCGGUUUGGUACCACAGUGGCUCGGCUUUUUGGAAUAUCACUUUACACUACGGGCACCUUGAUGAUAGCCUUUGUGACUCCAGCCGCGUCCAACCUGCUCUUCGCCGCUAUGUCCCUUCUGGCAGUGGGUGGCAUCUUGUUUCUGAUCACCAACAUGCAGGUUGGAAACCUGUUCGGCGCACGUCGCUCCACCAUCAUCACUCUCUACAAUGGAGCCUUCGAUUCUUCCUCAGCACUUUUUCUUGUUAUCAAGUUGUUACACGAGACUGGCAUCUCGCUCCGUGCCUCCUUCCUCUUUCUGUCCGCCUGCAGUGCCAUUCACCUGUUCAGGACUUUCUUCCUGCUGCCAAGAAAAUUCAUUCCUCACCCGCUGCCUGAUGGCUACACAUACGGGAUAACUUGUGGUAAAUCAAAAAAUCUGGGCUCAGAGCAGACAACAGCAAAUGGUGAAACACCGAGGAAGUACGACAACGUGAGCGACGUCCCUGUGAAACAAGAGAAGACAUUCCGUGAAUGUUUUCUGUCCAGGUUCUUCUUGUGGCACCUGCUCUGGUUGUCUGUAAUGCAGCUCAGACAUUACCUCUUCAUUGGCACCCUCAACCCCAUGCUACAGCGGCUGACGGCGGGAGAGCCUUCCCUGGUGAGCCAGUACAUUAAUGCCUUUGCCAUAACUCAGCUGUGCGGAGUGCUGUGUGCUCCUUGGAACGGACUCAUCAUGGACAGACACAAAGGCAAACCUCGUGCUGCAGGAGAGAGUGAACAGGAGGCAGAUCUGAGGUCCUCGGUGCUUUCCCUUUCCCUGACAGCGCUGCAGUGUGUACUGUUCUCAGUUUGUGCCUCCACCCCAUACCUGCCGCUUCAGUACCUCACCUUCAUCCUGCAGGUGCUCAACCGAUCUUUCCUUUACGGCGGCAAUGCAGCCUUCAUCAGUAUUGCUUUCCCAUCAUGCCACUUUGGGAAGCUGUAUGGUCUGGUCAUGGCUCUGUCUGCAGUGUUUUCUUUGCUGCAGUAUCCCUGCUUUGCUCUGGUGAAAGGAGCUCUGGAUGGAGACCCAUUAUAUGUGAACAUUGCUCUGACGCUGCUCAGCAUGCUCGCCUUUAUCCAUCCCCUCUCUGUCUAUCUGCACUGUCGAAGUGCCCAGCGAGCUAAAAACAGUCAGAGCAACAGAGAAACAACCAGGACUUAAAAUGUCCCUACUGACACUGUUACCUCUUCAGUUUGAUUGAUUUGUAGUGCCUGUAUGGCGGUGUUGUGAUGCCACGUGUAUUUGGCAUAUAAGUGCUUAUAAGUGCAGUUUGGGCCAUAAUCAUUAAGAACUUCUUGUUUGCCGCUUUCUGUAGUUGACACGCAUAACCUUUUACAUAGCUAUACAUCCAUCCAUCCAUUAUCUGUAAUCGCUUAUCCUCAUCAGGGUCAUGGUGGGGCCAGGGGCCUAUCCUAGCUGACUUUUUGACCCUGGGCAAGUUUCCAGCUUAUCACAGGGCGCA
Molecule: messenger RNA, 2392 nt
Organism: Larimichthys crocea (large yellow croaker)
Lineage: Eukaryota; Metazoa; Chordata; Actinopteri; Sciaenidae
Gene: slc43a3b
Product: solute carrier family 43 member 3b
Exons: 13
Coding region: 625-2091 (488 amino acids)
Biological process (GO): transmembrane transport
Molecular function (GO): transmembrane transporter activity
Source: RefSeq, a predicted model, not a curated record